Molecule: messenger RNA, 1864 nt
Organism: Melospiza georgiana
Lineage: Eukaryota; Metazoa; Chordata; Aves; Passeriformes; Passerellidae
Gene: CNRIP1
Product: cannabinoid receptor interacting protein 1
Exons: 3
Coding region: 97-585 (162 amino acids)
Biological process (GO): negative regulation of signaling receptor activity
Cellular component (GO): plasma membrane
Molecular function (GO): type 1 cannabinoid receptor binding
Source: RefSeq, a predicted model, not a curated record
CCCUCCUCCUCUUCCUCUCCCUCGCUCCCGGCCAGCCGCCUUUCCUCGGAGGGGCGAGACGCGCGCAGAGCCCACAGGCCCCUCUGGCCGCAAGCGAUGGGCGACAUCCCCGGCCUCGUGAAAAUCAGCGUCUCCCUCAAAAUCCAGCCCAACGACGGCGCCGUGUAUUUCAAGGUGGACGGGCAGCGCUUCGGUCAGAACCGCACCAUCAAGCUGCUGACCGGGGCCAAGUACAAGAUCGAGGUGUCCCUCCGACCCGGCACCGUCCAGGCCACGACCAUGGGCAUCGGCGGUGUUAAUGUCCCACUGGAAGAAAAAUCCCGUGAUGCACAAGUGGCCUCUUACACAGGGAUCUAUGACACUGAGGGGGUGCCCCAUACCAAAAGUGGGGAGAGACAGCCCAUCCAAGUCAACAUGCAGUUUAAUGACAUUGGAGUUUUUGAGACAGUCUGGCAAGUCAAAUUCUACAACUACCACAAACGGGAUCAUUGCCAGUGGGGAAACAGCUUUGGCAGUAUUGAGUACGAAUGCAAACCAAAUGAAACACGCAGUCUCAUGUGGAUCAAUAAAGAGACCUUCCACUGAAGAGAUGGGAAACCAAUACUGCUGGACAAUCUCCCUAAAAAAAAAAAAUCUACCUUUUUAAACCAGCAAGAAGCCUUAAUAAAGGCAUACUGUAACACUGCUUUGUCCAUAAGGUACCAGCAACUACAUUGUAUAUACAGGUGGUGCCACUAAAAUAUUUGCCUAUUACUGUAUUUUAGGUUUACCAUGGCACCUGCAACAUUCUUUAUCUGUCGCCCUGAGAAUCCUGAAAGGUUCAUGGUAAAGGAUUAUCUGAUAGCUUGGUAGGAUGUCAUAUCAUAAUACUGUUGUAAGUAUUUGGAUUAUUCUGACUAGAUGUAACAACUUUUGUGAAGUGUUUUGCUUCAUUGCUUAGAAUUUGGAUUAACAUCACAUUGGUGAUUUCUGUAUUUACAUUUGUGUUUGCUCCAAAAUUGGUGUGUUCUUUCAAGCAUUUUGUUGUACUGUCUUCCCAGUGGACACCAAAAAUUAAAAAUAUGGUUACUUGUAGGUUUAGCUAAAUGGCAGCUAAUGCACUGUUGGUAUUAUGCUUUCAUACCAAGGGAUUUGGGAACUCAUUCUCCCUUUUGUUAAGUGCUAUAAGAUAUUCUGUGAAGUUUGCUAAUUUACCAAAUCUCCUAAAGAGGAUUAUUUUUUGUUACGUUUUCCAGUCUUUGAAAUAGCAUUAGGAAAUGGUGUAAAACAUGAUGAAGGAAGAGCAAUAAGUCCAUUGUGUUAUCCAAGACAUCUAACAACAUGGCUAUGACCUAUCUUAAGAUCAUAUAGUAUCCUUGAGAGAUACAGCAGCCAUACCUAAUUUAUUUCCCAGAGUAAGAGUUCUGAUAUUAAACUCCAUUCUUAUUUUAAUUGCACAUUGAUGAGAUCAGUUAAAUCUUACAAAUUGACAUUUAUAAGCCUGACCACUGUAUUCAUUGACAAGAUUUCUGACCAACAAGCACUCAGUAGUGUGAAGGUGCAGAUCCCAGGGCAUGUUUAUACAUGCACUGCAGUCUUUCAAAUAAAGAUAAGCAUGCAAGCAUUUGCAUAGUUAUAACUAAAGGUGUUUCAUAAACACCUGAUCAGUGUUUAACUCAAACAGACAACACAAAACAGAUGUAUCUUUAAUUUCUGUAAAGACAGGGAAGGAAGGAAACAACUACACUUGUCCUGUCUUUAGCUUGGGUUGAAGUAAGCUGUCAGUUCCUGCAUAUCUGUUAUUCCCUUUGUGAAUAAUUUGUAAAUUGUAUAUGUAAAUGGUAAACAUGACUUCUGAUCUUUGUAAUAAAGGACCUAAACAAUU